AUGGCAGAGCUGUAUAAAGUGACAGACUCAUUAAUGAUCAGCAAUGCCAGAGCCGCCUGCAAGAAGGAUCUUCUCCUAGCGGAAGGAGUGACUUGCUGCAUCAACGUUUCCAGGAGGCAGCCGUUCCCGGAUUUCGAGGUCCGUACCCUCCGUGUCCCCGUGGUCGAUGAUCCGCUGCAGAACCUCUCCCUUUAUUUUGACCAGUGUGUGGAGCUGAUAGACAGUACUAUAAAAAGUGGCGGGAAGUGCCUGGUCUACUGCAAACAUGGGCGUAGUCGUUCUGCCACCAUCUGCAUUGCCUACCUAAUAAAACACUGGAGUAUGUCACUUGAGGACGCAUUUCAGAUGGUUAAAGCAGUAAGACCGUCCGUAGAACCAAAUGCAGGGUUCUGGUCCCAGUUGGAAUCAUAUGAAAAAUCUUUACAGCUGAAGCAUUGAGUCCACACUUGUUUUCCAGCAUGAACUAGCAUGAAAUUCCUACAUUUGAGGGUCUGAACAACCAGGGACACCAACCACUGUGAAGAUGUAAAGGACCACCGUCCUAGCCCAGAAAUAUUACUACAGAAAACAUCAAGGAAAUUAUUUAGUCUACUACAUAUGAGUAGUGUCCUUCAAAAAAGUUAGGCUACUUUCACACUAGCGUUGUUUGAAUCCGGCGUUCAAUUCCGUCAA
Messenger RNA from Bufo bufo (common toad), 672 nucleotides. It is a transcript of the gene DUSP28, whose product is annotated as dual specificity phosphatase 28. The record is from RefSeq and is a predicted model, not a curated record. The coding region runs from base 1 to 438 and encodes 145 amino acids. Gene Ontology annotation, cellular component: cytoplasm. The transcript is spliced from 2 exons. Gene Ontology annotation, biological process: protein dephosphorylation. Lineage: Eukaryota; Metazoa; Chordata; Amphibia; Anura; Bufonidae. Gene Ontology annotation, molecular function: MAP kinase tyrosine/serine/threonine phosphatase activity.